Emiliania huxleyi CCMP1516 is the source of this 1066-nucleotide messenger RNA. RefSeq lists its product as hypothetical. NCBI's taxonomy places the organism in Eukaryota, Haptophyta, Isochrysidales, Noelaerhabdaceae. The record is from RefSeq and is a predicted model, not a curated record. Gene Ontology annotation, biological process: methylation. Bases 1 to 1047 code for a protein of 348 amino acids. The transcript has 2 exons. Gene Ontology annotation, molecular function: methyltransferase activity.
AUGCCGCUGACUGGGGUGGCCGGCACGGCGGAAGUGGCGGCGCGCGGCAAGCUCGCAGCUGUCCGGGCCGGCUACUACUCCGACCCGUACGCCGAGUGCUUUGUGACGGGCGAGUGCACUCGCCCGGGGCCGCUCAUCAACCGCGGCCACCACUUGCGCGUCGCGGUGAUCCAGUCAGUCGUCUCGCAGUUCCUCGACGCAGUCGGGCCUCGCGAGGCGCAGAUCAUCUCUCUCGGCGCCGGCUUCGACACCCGCUUUUGGACGCUCUCCGCCGACGCAGAUUCGCGGCCCAGGCGCUACAUCGAGCUCGACCAGGCAGAGGUGGUGGAGCGGAAGGCAGCGCUCAUCGCGGCGCGCCCGUCGCUCCUUGCCGCCCUCCCCGAAGGGUCGCGCUGCGUCGGCCCGAGCGGGGUCGCGUCUCGCUGCGGCUACCACCUCGCUGCGGCAGACGUGAGGCAGCCCGCGGAGCUUGAGGCGGCCCUCAGCGCAGCGGGGUGGGAGCCGGCCGCGCCUACCCUCGUGCUGGCCGAAUGCUGCCUCGUCUACCUCCCCGCGCCCGCCUCGGCCGCGCUGCUCGCGUGGUUCGCCUCGCGGAGUCGCUGCGCCGCCUUCCUGGCCUACGAGCAGAUCCGGCCGGACGACGCCUUCGGGCGGACGAUGCUGGAGAACCUGCGCCGGCGCGGUAUCCCCCUCCUCGGGCUGCGCGACUGCCCCGACUUGGCCGCUCAGGUGGCGCGGUGCGAGGCUGCCGGCUGGGGCCGCGCCGAGGCGGAGGACCUGCUGCAGCUGUACGGCAGGGCUGUCACUGCGCGGGAGAGGGCGCGGCUCGCACGGCUUGAACGGCUCGACGAGGUGGAGGAGUGGCAGCUGAUGCUCUCGCACUACUGUGCCGCGCUGGCGGUGUGCGAGGAUCCCUCCUCCUCGCUGCUCGCGCGCCUGCGGCUGCUGCAUCCCAUCGGGGCGGAGGCUGCCGCCGACACCGCCGAAGAGGGAGAGGCGUCUCGAGGUAGCGGAAGAAGGGCGCCAGGAGCGAGAGUAUGCGAGUAACAAAACCCAAUCCCAAACA